This is a messenger RNA of Priceomyces carsonii, 1353 nucleotides long. RefSeq names its product Bfr1p (gene BFR1). Gene Ontology annotation, cellular component: endoplasmic reticulum; ribonucleoprotein complex; nuclear outer membrane-endoplasmic reticulum membrane network. Gene Ontology annotation, molecular function: mRNA binding. Lineage: Eukaryota; Fungi; Ascomycota; Pichiomycetes; Serinales; Debaryomycetaceae. The coding region runs from base 1 to 1353 and encodes 450 amino acids. The record is from RefSeq and is a predicted model, not a curated record. Gene Ontology annotation, biological process: intracellular mRNA localization. The transcript has a single exon.
AUGUCUACCGCUACUGCCACUCGUCAAAACAACAAGCGCUACAUCAAGCGUCCAGACAACCAAGCCUUGAAGGUAGAGAUCGAUCUGUUAAAAGCGGAAAUUAAAAAGUUGGACUUGACAAACAACGAAAUCAAUGCUCAGAUUAGCAAAACUGUCAGUAGCCCCGAGGUAAUAGAGAAGAGAAAGCAGCUUCAACUGCAAUUGAAGGAGUUAAUUGCAAAGCAGGCUGGUGUUAAGGCAGAAAGAAAUUCCAUCAAUGAGCAGAUAAAAAACGUUGAUCAACAGUUAAAAAGAAAAAUUACCGAGAUCCUGGCACAAACUUCAAAGAAUAACUUCAAAAAUGUCCAAGAAAUCGAUAGCAGAGUUGAUUACUUAGAUAAGUUGAUUGAGACUGGUGAUUUGAAAUUAGCUGACGAAAGAAGAUACGUUAAGGAAAUGUCAUCGUUGCGUAAAUUGCGUAAAGACUUUGGAGUUAUUGAAAAGCAACAAGAACUCAUCGAUCAAGACAAGGCAAAAAUUGCCGAAUUGAAAAAGAAAUUAAACUCUGUUCAAAACAAAGAACUUCAGCAAGAGUUCGAAAGAGUACAGAAGGAGUUAAAUAGUGUCAGUAGUCAAAACGAAACAAUCGUUAACAAGAGAAACUCCUUGUUCAAUAAAAGAAAUGAGAUCAAGAAAGCUAAGGAUGAAAAAUACGAUAGCAUUAGAAAAUUAAGGUCUGAUUUUGAUGCUGAGUAUGACAACUUCAAAAAAGCGAUGGCCGACCAAAGAAAGCAAAGAGCUGAAGAAGCAAAGCAGCAGCAAGUUGAAGAAAGAAAGCAGAAACAGAAAGAAGAAGCUGAAAAACAAUUGGCAGAUGCUUCAGUUCCAGCUUUCACUGAUGAAAUCAACUCGAUUCACAACCUUUUAACCUAUUUUGAUCCGACGUACGUUAAACCUCAAAAGAAGACUUUCGAUUUGAAUGGUGAGUCAAACAACACACCAUCAAACAACAUUCGGAAAAUAGAAAUGCCAGAUGAUGUUGUACCUAUCAAAAAGGAGCAAGAAUCUUUCUUUGUUGGAUCAAAAACAAAAAAGACAAAGCAAAAGAAGACUAAAGCAAAGAAUUUCACCGUAGAUCCUGAAGUUAUUGUCGCAUUAGGAGACUUAAGUAUUCCCUUGCCAAUCAAAUCGGAAGAUGUUUCAGGUACAGUUGAAACUUUGAAGGAAACUUUGAAGGCUCUUGAAGAGAAACAAGACGAGCAGACUAAGGUCAAUAUCGAAAAAGCUAAAGCAAAAAUUGCUAAGCUAGAGGAAGAAAGCGAGAGAGCAGAAGAAGAACAUGCAAAUGGUGUAGUUUCUGAGGAGGAAGAGUAG